Molecule: messenger RNA, 1317 nt
Organism: Entrophospora sp. SA101
Lineage: Eukaryota; Fungi; Glomeromycota; Glomeromycetes; Entrophosporales; Entrophosporaceae
Source: the annotation of a GenBank genome assembly
AUGAAUAAAGAAGAUUUAUCAAAUAUUUUGGAAAAUGAAAAUCUUAUGACUUCUGUGCUUGGUGAAAUUUCAGAACUUUUCAAAACCAAUCAAGAAGAACUUAAAUUUCAAUUACUUGAUUUUUUUCAUGAAUUAUUUUCUCUUUUCAAAGAACAAAAAAAUUAUAAUGUGAUUAUUAAUAUCAGAGAUGGGUUAAAAGAUAUUUUAAGUAAUAAAUUAGGUAAUGAGGAAAGAGAUAAAGCAUUAUCUUUGGUAAUGCUUUUACUUGAUCGUUUUGGUGGCAGAUGGCUAUUCUCACCAAAUAUCGAUGAAGACUUUUCACAUAAAAAGCUAUCAAAAUAUCCAAAAGAAAAGGUCAAUGAAGAUUUUAAAUUUGCUGCACUGGUGAUACAAUUGGCAUUAUGUUACACUAUUUUAGAAAAAUCAAUAGAAUACUUUUCACAAUUUGAAAAUUAUUUGAAUUCUCAAGAUGACAAUGUUGAAGUUGCUAUAAAAUUUGAUCCAGAAAUAUUAUUAAAAAUCAAAGGGAUUUUAACUGAAACAUUUAGAGCAAUAAUUGAUAAUUUACUUGAAUUCAAAGAAUAUACAAAAAAUGAUGUUAAAGCAGCAAUUAAUGAUUUUAAAAUUUUAGCAAGUAUACGGGUCCUUUCAUCAUGGUUAGCUGAAGAAAAUGAAUUUCAAAAAGAAGUUUCACUUCUUAUGCCAUUCUUAAUCAAUAUUUGUUCUUAUAGUGAAAAGGAAAACUUGGAAUUAAAUCUUGUUAAAAUUAUGAUGCCAGCUUAUUUGAAUCUCACAUCUCAGGAAGAACCUCAAGAUGCUUUUCUUUCUCAUGGUGGUAGUAAUUUAAUAAUUAAUCAUAUACUUAAUAUUUGGUCUAAUAUAAACAGCAGUGGUAGCAAUAGUGCCAGUAGUAGUAAUGUUGAUAAUAUUAAUGUUAACGAAAUUUAUUCAAGAGAUUUUGUUAAUGAUGUUCUUGGUCCAAUACAAGUUUUAUUAAAUAUAAUUGUGUCAGAAAGAGAAAAAUUUGUUAUUAGAAAUGAGAAAGAAAUAUCAAAAGUCAUGAAAAUAUGCUUUCAAAUCUUAAAUCUUCUUGAAACUGAUUUAUAUCCAAUACCAAGUCAUGCCGAUUGGACCUAUUUACAAAAAUAUGGUGUAAAAGCUAGUAGUGGUGAUGGUAGAGCAUCAGCAAGAGAAACAAUAGGAAGAGUGGCAGCAGGAGCUAUUGCAGAGAAAUAUCUUAAAAUGGUUUAUAAAAUAGAUAUUGUAGCAUUUGUUUCUUCAGUCUCAAAUAUAAAAUGCCUUUUAUCAAAGAAAUAG